Python bivittatus (Burmese python) is the source of this 2093-nucleotide messenger RNA. It is a transcript of the gene KPNA7, whose product is annotated as karyopherin subunit alpha 7. Gene Ontology annotation, biological process: protein import into nucleus. Gene Ontology annotation, molecular function: protein binding; nuclear import signal receptor activity. Gene Ontology annotation, cellular component: cytoplasm. The record is from RefSeq and is a predicted model, not a curated record. NCBI's taxonomy places the organism in Eukaryota, Metazoa, Chordata, Lepidosauria, Squamata, Pythonidae.
AUGAAUGGCCAACAUUUAGGAGUAAACCCCGUUGCACAUGGGGGAUUCAAGCCAAUGUGGGUCUACUCUGAAGAAAGCCCUAUUGGACUUAAAGUGGCUUACUUCCAGGUGAGCAUGCCCAUAAAGGCUGCUCUGCAACCUUUUAACUCACGCCCUUCCUCACGGGCUUGAUGAGCAACCGUUCACACGUGCAAGACACAAGUGACCUCUCCUGCGCAGGCGCCGUGAGCACCCCCUAGCCCACCGAGCCGUUCUCCCGGCGACUUGUAAGGCGAAUCGAACCCUGGAAUGGGGCGGAGCUGCUUGGACGUUUCAACCAAUCAGAGGGCGAGAUUGGGCGACUGACCCAUUUCCCGGGAAAUUUAAGUCUUGUUCCCGGCGGCUGCUGCUUUGCAAGCGGUGUGAGGUGGAGGCACAUCUUACCAACCAAUCUGUGCUUCCAGAACGUUGAUCAUGCCUACCACAAAUGAGCAAGAUGAACGCAUGAGGAAAUUCAAAAAUAAAGGCAAAGAUUUUGCAGAAAUAAGGAGGCGAAAAAUAGAGGUGAGAGUUGAACUUCGCAAAGCAAGGAAAGAUGAACAGAUCUUGAAGCGAAGGAACAUCUGUUUUUCUGCAGAAGGCAGCCUGUCUCCUGAGAAAGAAGAGAAGAACAUGGUUGCUCAGCUCUCUUUGACAGAAAUAGUCGAGGUGAUCCAAUCGGAGGACCCAUUUCUUCAGCUGAAGGCAGCACAGGCAGUCAGGAAGUUGCUAUCCAAGCAGAAGAAUCCACCAAUCAAUCAAGUUAUUGAAUCUGGGGUCAUUCCUAAAUUGGUGGAGUUCUUGUAUCAUCAUGAUGCUCCCAACCUGCAGUUUGAGGCUGCCUGGGCCCUCACCAACAUUGCUUCAGGAACCUCUGACCAAACGAAAGCUGUUGUAGAAGCCAAUGGCAUUCAAGGCUUGGUCAUUCUUUUGUCUUCUCCACACGUCCACAUCUGUGAGCAGUCGGUGUGGGCACUAGGCAACAUUGCGGGGGAUGGCCCUGUGUACCGAGAUGCCUUGAUUGGCUUCAAUGUGAUUCCACCUCUUCUGUCACUGGUGACACCUGCUACUCCUGUGGGCUUCCUGAGGAAUAUCACCUGGACACUGUCCAACCUCUGCAGGAACAAAAACCCACACCCUCCCCUGGAUGCUGUGAAACAGGUGCUCCCUACCCUAAGCUGUCUCCUGCAACACAAAGAUAAAGACAUUCUCUCUGACACCUGCUGGGCGAUGUCCUACUUGACCGAUGGUGCCAAUGAUCGCAUCCAGGUGGUGGUGGAGACAGGGAUCCUGCCACGGCUUGUAGAGCUCAUGAACAACACAGAGUUGCCCAUUCUGACGCCAGCUCUACGUACCAUAGGCAACGUAGUCACCGGGACAGAUGAACAGACUCAGAUGGCCAUUGAUGCAGGUGUCUUGUCAGUCCUACCACAGCUCUUACGUCAUCCGAAGUCAACCGUCCAGAAGGAGGCAGCGUGGGCUCUGAGCAACAUUGCUGCUGGGCCAUGCAGUCAAAUUCAGCAGCUUAUCACCUGUGGGUUACUCCCUCCCCUGGUAGAGUUGCUGACCAAGGGAGACUUCAAGGCUCAAAAAGAAGCUGUUUGGGCUGUGGCCAAUUUCACAACGGGAGGCACGGUGGAGCAAGUGGUGGAAAUUAUCCAGGCUGGAGUCCUCAAGCCUCUGCUCAACUUGUUGUCUGUCAAGGAUAGUAACACCAUCCUCGUGGUCUUGGACAGUCUCUCUAACUUCUUCCUGUCAGCUGAGAAGUUGGGUGAGACAGAAAAGUUGUGUCUUGUGGUCGAGGAGCUGGAUGGUGUGGAGAAGAUCGAAGCUCUCCAGACUCACGAGAACAACUUGGUCUAUCGCGCGGCCCUAGGCCUCAUUGAGAAAUAUUUUUCUGGUGAGGAAGCUGAAGACAUAAAUCCUGAAGCUGAACAGAAAAAAACUCUCCCUUUUAUGGCUGAACAGCAGGACUUUUACAACUUCUGAAAGAGCUCAGCUUGUUGCAUGCCUUCAAACGUGGUGAUACACGAUCGGGGCGGGGAGAAAAACGGGUUACACCUCUCAUUUGUUUG